Messenger RNA from Pyricularia pennisetigena, 444 nucleotides. RefSeq lists its product as uncharacterized. Lineage: Eukaryota; Fungi; Ascomycota; Sordariomycetes; Magnaporthales; Pyriculariaceae. Bases 1 to 444 code for a protein of 147 amino acids. The record is from RefSeq and is a predicted model, not a curated record. The transcript has a single exon.
AUGGUAGCAAUCGACAUCGACGCUCUCCGCACCUACCUCGAAAGCCGCAGUUUGCCCAGCUAUCACAGCAGGUCGUCGUCCAGCAAAAGCACCUACCGCGGCUACUCCGGCGGCGGCGGCGGCACCCUGCCCGUCUGGGCCAUCGUGCUCAUCGUGUUUGGCGCGUUUGUGGCCAUCCUGAUGGCCGUCCUUGUUGUCAGGCGUCGCAAUAGAAAGCGCGACGAACAGGCGAGGGAGGAGAACGAGGCCCUGAGGCCGACCCCGUCCUCGCCCAUCGUCGGCGACGCGUACAUCCACGCCGACGACGACGGCUACCGAAGCUCGGAUCGCGACUCCAUCAUGCCGCUGCAGCCGGCCUCGGCUCCCCUCAGCUCCACCGCCGACUACUACAGCUCGCCGCCACCACCCUACACGGCUGCCACCAAUAAUAAACCUCAGACUUGA